Messenger RNA from Toxotes jaculatrix (banded archerfish), 5273 nucleotides. It is a transcript of the gene lmo7a, whose product is annotated as LIM domain 7a. Gene Ontology annotation, molecular function: protein binding. The record is from RefSeq and is a predicted model, not a curated record. The transcript has 31 exons. Bases 321 to 4664 code for a protein of 1447 amino acids. Gene Ontology annotation, biological process: regulation of signaling; regulation of cell adhesion. Lineage: Eukaryota; Metazoa; Chordata; Actinopteri; Toxotidae.
CUGUUCGGGCAGCAGUGAAAACCUGGGAUCAGAAAUAAUCUUCCAGUCAGGGAAAUAACUCUCAAGCUUGUGUUUACCUGGAAGCCGCUCGAGGACCCGUGGGUGGUCCCCGGACCCCACUUUGGAAACCCUCCUGCCGCUGCCUCCAACUUAUGCAGCUUAAACCUAAAGAAAAGAGAAUCUCUCCUGUCAGUGCCUCCACGGGACGAGGGGAGUCCGGAGAGUGAAAAUUACAAAAACACACAAACUACAGGUGUGUCGGAUGAAAGAGCAGGAGCCGAUUUGGUUCGCCGGUGCAGCUCGGAUAAUAAGUUUCUGUGAUGGAGUGGCGUGAGCAGUCCUCUGUCAGCUGCGACGAAGCCUACUUGGAGGCGCAGAGAUGGAUUGAGGCAGUAACCAAGAAAAAAUUUGGGAGCAACGACUUCCGAUCAGCGCUGGAGAAUGGCGUUCUGCUGUGUGAUCUGAUCAACAAGAUCAAGCCUGGUAUUAUCAAGAGGGUUAACAGGCUGCCCACACCUAUUGCUGGGCUGGACAACCUUAACGUCUUCCUCAGGGCCUGUGGGAAGCUCGGACUAAAGGAAGCGCAGCUCUUUCACCCCGGAGAUCUUCAGGACUUAUCCACAAGAGUUACAGUCAAGCAUCAAGAGACCAACAGGAGGCUGAAAAAUGUGUUGAUCACCAUUUAUUGGCUUGGUAGAAGAGCUCAGUGUGACCGUUUCUAUGAUGGGCCUUACCUGAAUUUCAAGGCAUUUGAGGGAUUAUUGGGCACAGCACUAUACAAGGCUCUGCAGGAAUCGUCCAGUCAGAAAGGCACUAACGUCAGAGACAGCGGUUUUGGAGAUAGCUGGUACUCAGAGCGAGAGGAGUUCUACCAACUGAGAGGAGGAGGAGGUGGCAGCGGUGUACACAGGAGAGACGACUCCCUGGACAGUUUGGACUCUUUGGGCUCCCGACCUCACAGCGUCUCCUCCGACACCACUCUUAAAGGCAGCAGCGAGGGUUGUUGCAGUGAUACUGAGGCAGACUCUGUCUUCAGGAUGGCUGAGAACAAGGACAAUCAGAGUUACCGCCGGUCAGUGGUCAUCACACCCAAGGCCAGCGCCCAGUUUAACCAGUUUCUGCCCACUAAAGACAAACCUUCAGGCUACGUGCCUGCUCCACUGAGGAAGAAACGGGCCGAACGCAAUGAGGACAGUCGGCGCAGCUGGGCCAACCCCACAUACGGGGAGGAUGAAGGCACACUCACCAGACAGCGCCAAACGCAAGAGAGUAUCGACGGGAGUAAAUCAGUAAGUGACAUCCAGGUCGACCCCGCCAUCAUACGGCAGGUUCACUACCAAGAGCUACAGAAGUACCGUGAGCAGAUAAAGGAGAAUGAGGAUAAGUGGCAGGAUGACCUGAGCAAGUGGAAGAACCGGCGCAGGAGUGUCAACUCUGAUAUAGUGAAGAAGAAAGAGGAACGGGAGAAGAUAGAGCAGAUUACCUACGGCAGUGACAGAAGGUCCAAGACCUUGAAGGAGAUGGAAGAGGAGAGAGAAAGUAAAGGAAGAAACAGUAUUGGCAGUCGUCUUGGAUCUCUCUCUUACCUGGACGACGAGGACGUAUUUGAGAGACCCGUCAUUGCCCCUCGUACCCGAGCCUUUCCUAACAGGAGCUACACUAUUGACACUUACUAUUCCUCUGAACCCUCUGAGCCUUCUCUGAAAGAGGACGAACCCCCCGCUGCUUCCCCAGCUACUGGCAGGGCCACUUCCCCUCCCACCUCACAGGAAGCUAACAUUGUGGACGGUCCUGCAGGCAGCAACACCACUACCACCGUCACUCCCACCACCAUUCCCAACAGCCACAGCUCUCUCCACAGCUCCCGCUCUCCUGCAGCUGCACCUUUACAGAGGAGUCCUGUCUCAGAACAGACCAGAACAGUCAAGACAGAGGAGACCACAACCGUCGUCUCCUCUUCCAGCCCCCUACAAAAAGUGCCAGAGCCAAGGCCCCCAUUGUCGGGCACACAUACUGAGGUGGAGGCCCCCUCCUCUGGUUUUCUGUACAAACAACAACCACAGCUCAGCUCAAUGGAACCCAAGCCUCCCGGGGUGUCUCAGGUUUCUGCCUCCCUCCCCAGGAGCUACCAGAGAUCGGAUAGCGCACGUCUGACCUCAGUUGUCACGCCAAGGCCCUUCGGGACCCAGCCCUCCCGCAUUAGCUCACUCCCCCGAGUCUUUACAGUGGACGACUCUCACAAGCGUGUCAACGGUGAAGUGGAUGUUUCUAAGAAGUCGUCGGUGCCGAGCCGCUAUCACAAGUUCAUGACCUCUGAGGACGAGGCUCACUCCAGCUCAGCCCACAGCAGUGAAGAAGAGGAGGAGUGGGAUGAGACAGCAGCAAAGAGUGUCACCUCUACUCAGAGCAUCUCACCUGUCCCUCCUCCAGUCAAGAGUGAAGCGCCAGUCAGUCCUGCUCCAACCAAAGAAACCAGCCAGGAGAACUACUGUGAGAUGAGGAUUAACCUGAACCAGAAGCCCAACAGCAGCAGAGACUUUGGCUUCCAAGCAGCCUGGGACUCAACUGGAGCUCGCGUCACGUCCAUCCAGCCAGGCAGCCCGGCUGAGAUGUGCCAGCUUCAGGCCGGAGAUGAGGUGCUGACAGUGAACGGGCACCAGGUGGCAGAAAUGAGCUACACAAACUGGAAGUCCCAUAUGGAGGAAGCUCUACAGGAGGGCAGCCUGGUCAUGGAUAUUCGCCGUCAUGGCAAGAAUAACUGGGACAGAGACCAACCUUCCCUGCCAUUUAAAAGCCAUAAGACCAUCAAUCUGACCAGUACGGAUCAUCCGAUACUUCUAGGUUCCCCUGACAGAAACAGUGCAAACUCCAGCCUGGAUUUCACUUCGGGCACGUCCAAGGAAACACUGCCAUCCAAAGAGGCUCCCACCAACCCUAUCGUCGAUGUGGCUUCAAAUGGAGUUAAUGGAAGUUUCCGUGAGUCGGUGACCAUGAGGAGCAAAGAGUCAGAACCCAUAUCUUUGAAAAACUUAAAACGGAGGUCAGAGUUUUUUGAAAAAGGAGGAGCAGAGUCUGCAUUGCCUGAUAUUCCUGUUCCUUCAAUCAUACCCUCCUCCAGCCGCUGGUCUUGGGACCCAGAGGAAGAGCGCAGAAGACAAGAAAAAUGGCAAAAGGAACAGGAGCGCCUCCUACAGGAGAAAUAUAAGCGUGACCAGGAGAAAUUGCAGGAGGAGUGGAUGAAAGCUCAGCAGGAGAUUGCCAAGAAUGUGGACCAACAGGAGCCUGGGAGCCUGGAGGUGAACAGCCACAUCAUCGGCCCACACUCGCCCCUCGUUCCAGUCAACCAGCCCACUUCUACUCUGUGGGAAGAGGAAGAGAGAAAGAGGAAGGAGGAGCAGGAGCGCCAAAGGCAGGCAGAGGAGAAGAGGAAGAGGGAGGAGGAGGAGCGAGAGCUGCAGCGUCUCGAGGAGGAGAGAAAGAGGAGAGAGAGACAGGUGGAGGAGGAGAGGAAGAGGAGGGAGGAGGAAGAGUUGAGAUGGCAGAGGAGGAGAGAGGAGGAGAGGGAGGAGGAGAGGAGGCGGCAGGAAGCUGCAGAGCAGCAGCGCAGAGAGCGGGAGAGAGCCUUCCAGCAGCAACAGCAGCAGUGGGCUGGUGGCUCCCAUGGCUUUGCCAAUGUCCAGCCUCCAUUGUCCUUUGCAGACAGGGCAAAAUCCAAAUCAUCUCCUCAGCUUGAUGAAGAGGAAAAACCUCAGAGGAAAGGUGUGUAUGUUCAGCCGGGGGGCAUGGCUCACUGGCUGCUGGAGGAGCAGUUGAGGAGUGCACGUGACAAACAGGCCCAGAGUCAGAGGGCUGCAUCAGAGCUGGAGAUGGAGAGGAGAAACAUCCUCAAUGCCAUGAGAUACAGAGAGCCGGAGAGAGCGACGGGCGGUGGAGUGGAUGAGAGGAAAGGUCAGCAGUCCCUGUCGCAGGCUGAGCUGGAGCGGCAGCAGAUCCUGAACGAGAUGAAGAAGAAAGCUCCGCUGCUGACAGACAGCAGCUGGAUUCGCCAGCGUUCCUCCAACAGUGCCACCAACAAGGAGAGUGACGUGCCACCCAUGCGCAGAGGCGAGUCUCUUGACAACUUGGAUGCCUCCUACAACUCCUGGCGCUCGUCAUGGACACCCAGAAGCAACUCUUAUGCCCAAAACUACACCCGGCCUCACUCUGCCCUCUCCGGCAGCACUUCCUUUUACAGUGGCGGGUCUGGGGCCCAGCGGCCUGCUUCCUCCACUCUGCCCUCCUCUUACUCCAUGGGCUCCCUCCGAGGCGGGGCAGGAACCCCCUCGUCCCCAUGGUCUCGGCAGACACCUUCCCCCUCACCUUCCUCUCCAUCACCCAGCACCACUCCAGAGCCCAUGUCUGAGGCAGGCGCCCCUCAGCAGCGGAGCAGGUCAGUGAGUGGCAAGAAAAUCUGUACGUUCUGUGACACCCCGCUGGGAAAGGGAGCGGCCAUGAUCAUCGAGUCCCUCGGGCUCUGUUAUCAUUUGGGCUGUUUUAAGUGUAUCGACUGUAAGUCCGACCUUGGAGGAUCGGAAGCCGGGGCUGAAGUCAGAAUACGAAACAAACAGCUAUACUGUAACUCCUGCUACAUGCGAUUCAAAACUGGCCAGCCAACCGUUAUGUGAUGUGACCAUACUCCAGCAGAUUGAUGAAGAGACUACUUGUGACAACAACCCAUGAAUGUUAACGUGAACAUUGAAGCCAUUGCAAAUAGCUGGGGCACGUGGUUUGGACAUACUUCCAUUUUAUGACUCUAGAAAACCCCAUAUGACUCAAUGAUGAAUCAUGUUUGUGUGAUUGAGAGGGUAAGCUUGCAAAGAAGUUAUCUACUUUAAUGUGUUUAUAUCGUAUUAAGUAUUACAUUUGUACAAAGUGUAAGGGUUCUGCAUGCAGAGUUUUUAAAUGUUUUUGCCACAAAACUAGUCAAGCAAUAAACUGACUAUAAUAUUACAGAGGCGGAGCUUUCGUUUGACCUUCACUGAGACAGAUUUUAGUGAUUCUGAGAGAGAACCCUGUUGGAUUGUUUCAUUUUCAUGCUUGUUUUUCUGCUAAAUCUUAUGGUGUUAACAUGUUUGUCGACCAAGGUAUUCUUGUCAUGUGUAUGUGCCUUUUCAUUUGUACCACGGAGAAGUAAUUAAGAUUAUUAGAAUUCUUUCAAAAUAUAUUUAAAAAAAAAAAAAAAAAACUUCUGCUUUGAUAGCACUUGUCUGGAAUUAUCACUGGUAGAUGGAGGA